This is a messenger RNA of Prunus armeniaca (apricot), 399 nucleotides long. The record is from the annotation of a GenBank genome assembly. NCBI's taxonomy places the organism in Eukaryota, Viridiplantae, Streptophyta, Magnoliopsida, Rosales, Rosaceae.
AUGGAGGCCAUGGCAACAAAAGUGGUAGAAAGAAACGACCUCAAGAGGGUUCUUUUUCCCGUCCUGCUGCCCAUGCAACGGAAACAACUCCAGGCCCUCAAGGGUCAUCCAUGCCACAACCAACACAUCUUCCUACAUCUUCCAAUCCAGAAUGCACUCAACGGAUUGGAAGAUGUAGGAGGAUGUGUUGGCUGUGGCAUUGAUGACCCUUGUUGGCAUGGAGUUGUUUCCAUAGCAUGGGCAGUAGGACGGGAAGUUCCAUUGCAUGGGCAGCAGGACGGGAAGUUCCACUGCAUGAGCAGUAGGACGAGAAGAAGAGCCCCCUUGAGGUCAUUAUUUUCAACCAGUUUUGUUGCCAUGGCCUCCAUUAGGAUUGGGGGACCUAUGUUCCAUUCUUAA